Molecule: messenger RNA, 303 nt
Organism: Odobenus rosmarus divergens (Pacific walrus)
Lineage: Eukaryota; Metazoa; Chordata; Mammalia; Carnivora; Odobenidae
Gene: PRR15L
Product: proline rich 15-like
Exons: 1
Coding region: 1-303 (100 amino acids)
Source: RefSeq, a predicted model, not a curated record
AUGACCGAGGCCGGCUGGUGGAAGCUGACCUUCCUCCGGAAAAAGAAAUCAGCUCCCAAGGUGCAGUAUGAGAUCCCCGACACCUAUGCUCAAACGGAGGGCAGCACCGAGGCCCCGAGGCCCGAGGGCGGGGGCCCCAACGGCAACUUUAACACCCGCCUGGAGAAGAUUGUGGACAAGAAUACAAAAGGCAAGCACGUCAAAGUCUCCAAUUCGGGCCGUUUCAAGGAGAAGAAGAAAGUCCGGGCCACGUUGGCAGAGAACCCCAACCUCUUUGAUGACAGGGAGGGCAACGGACAGUGA